Rodentolepis nana is the source of this 477-nucleotide messenger RNA. The record is from the annotation of a GenBank genome assembly. NCBI's taxonomy places the organism in Eukaryota, Metazoa, Platyhelminthes, Cestoda, Cyclophyllidea, Hymenolepididae.
AUGGCAUUUUUCGAUCGAUGCAUUGGGACGGUUACGCAUGAAUCUGGGCGCAUAAAGUCGUGUGCUGAACUUCCCUUUGGGUCUUUGAUAAUCGGCGAUUGUCUCAGACGCAUGUUAUGCAUCGAGGGCUCGGAGUUCUACAACCUGUACAGCGAGAAAGAGCGUGCAGAAUUUUUAUUUCGACUCUUUAAGCAUAUUGUUAUUGGAGGAGAGCUUGUUCAACCUAGUGAAGACUUUAACGUUUACACAAACUUUGUUAAAAAUCUCUAUAAGGAUCUUAUCAGUGUUCAGAAACUGCAGGAUUCAAACGACCUAGUCAUUACGUCAAAAAUCUGUCAGGUUCAAGUGUUGAGCAAAGAUCUGGUUGUUUAUCCUUCUGUCAAUGAGCACAUCAACGAUUUCGCUUACCUCAUUGUCAAUCCCAUCAUGCGACAUGUAAUUGUUCUUUCCCAUGUCUAUGGAAUUGGCCAAUUUUAA